AUGCCUCCAACUUCGACUGCACAGGUGAUCGGAACAAAUGACUCGUGCACAGUUUCGAAAGCUUCGAUGGCAGCACAUGGAUAUUCUGAUGAUCCGUGCGUGCAGUUCUUCGUUAGCAAACCCUCAAGACGAGCGCCGCUGAUACAUCUUGGAUAUUUUGCUCGGAUGAAAGCGUUGGAGCAAUGUAUUAUCAAGUGCCUACAAGUUGUUCGUCAGCAUUUCCAGUGGUUGGCGCAGAAUCUACGUGAUUCCGCGUUCAUUUUAUAUGAACAAAUACGUCCUGAUGACGGUUUCGGACAAGUGAUGAUGAAUCACUUUUCGUCCCUAGGAAGCCCAUUGCUGAAUGUUGCGCAUUAUCCCGAUAUCGACAGCCAGCAACGUCGUUUUAAGGAUGUUGGCUGGAACACUGUUGUCGCUUGUGACUUGAGCACAUAUUGGGACCAAUGUGUUUCUUUGAAUGAUAAAACUCGGAUCGGUGCGCUGGAACCGUUUGACGAAUUCGAAGAAUUUUGGCUUAAAUGCAUGCAUUAUAUUCUUGUCUCUGCUGGCUGUGGAGAACUCGGAACUGCGAUGGCUCUGAAUGCGUUUGCGGAUAGUCCUGAAGAAUCAUCAAUUCCUGUUGAAAAAAUUUUCCUUGUUCUUGAGGAAAAAAGAGAUCUCGUCUUAUCAAGAUUCAGCCAUUGUGCUGCCCAAGUUCGUGAAAAGGUGUUCUUCUUCGGUGGUUUCGGUUUGGGACCCGGUGAUCGUCACAGUCGCCUCGAUUCCUUCGGCAUUUUGAAUACUGAGACGUUCAGAGUUGAACCUUGCAACGUGAUUUGGAAGGAUCCGAAGGUUGCUCGUUUGUCAGCGCGAAUGGUGGCAGUUCCACUUGAACAAUCGCUGAUAAUAAUUGGUGGUCGGCGUUCGCCGUCGCAACUCUUUCCAGAGGUUUUGAGACUGCGCUGGGAAAACAACGAAACGAUUUGUGAAGUUGUCUCAGUUAAUCCGCUCGCCGAAAGAUGGCGACACGUCGCCUGCUGGAUUUUUCUUAGUGAUGCGGUGCAAGGAAUAUUUGUUCACGGUGGCAAAAAUUCAGACCAGUUGUUCGGAGACACUUGGCUGCUUACGAAUGAUUUCCAAAGCUGGAAAUCCUUGAAUGUCGAAGUUGGGCAGCGGCCAUGUGCCAGACAUUCUCACUCAGUUUGCUGUGACGACGGUGUUAACUUUUCAAGCGUAUUCAUUUCCGGAGGAAUCGGUGAGGAUCAUCACAUCCUCUCCGAUGUGUGGAAGUUCAGUGGCUUUGAUAAAACUUGGAAAAUUUUGAAUAUUCACGGUUUGCAAGAAAGAAUCGCGAGAAGUGCUGUUAUAAUGACGAGUGCACGCGAUCGCGCCGUGUUGAAUACAAUUUUCAAUCCUCUUCUGCCCGUUGGGGAAUUGGAUGAAGCCGACCUUGUCCUUAAAGAUGUGCAAGAUGAAAGCGAAGCAUUUGGAAGUGCAAAUGCUUUAGAAGUGGAAGGCAUUUUGGCUGCCGAAAAUGGAAAUCUUGAAAAAGGAUUGGAGUGUUUCGAGAAGGCAAUUUUAUUGGCCCCCGAACAUCCAGCAGCGUACAAUAACAGAGCUCAAGUUUUUCAACUUCUUGGAAGAACCGAUGAGGCUCUUCGAGAUUUGAACAAGGCCAUCGAAUUGAGCCGAGGCGAAGGUCGAUCUGGAUGUCAGGCAUUGACACAACGUGGUUGUAUCAUGAGGAAACUUGGUCGUGACGAGGAUGCAAGAUCCGAUUUUGAAGCAGCUGCCUGUCUGGGAAAUCCUUUUGCCAAAACACAGAUGGUGCAGCUGAAUCCGUACGCUGCUUUGUGCAACAAGAUGCUCUCAGAGGCGAUGUUCAAGCUUCGAGAUCCUUUCGACGAUGCCCAAGAAAACCCUUCAGCUUAAAACUCAGUCGUGGAUAUGAACUCAGAUUUUCACGCAUAGCGAUGAGAAGAGAAAAAUGCACGGGUUGCUACCGCAUUAGUUGCUCCCAAGAAUCUCCAUGAUUAAGAGCAUUCCAUUUGUAUGAUGUACUGUAGUUUCCUGAAUUAGUGAGCUUUACAUUGUGGUGACGGAAUCGUGUGCCUUUAUUGCAUUCUGGGGAUUACAUGUAUUGUACCGUACAUUUCCGUAUUUGUGCCGCGCUCGAAAAAAAUGAAAACCUGUGUCUUCUUCGUUA
This is a messenger RNA of Notodromas monacha, 2185 nucleotides long. The record is from the annotation of a GenBank genome assembly. Lineage: Eukaryota; Metazoa; Arthropoda; Ostracoda; Podocopida; Cyprididae.